Messenger RNA from Arabidopsis arenosa, 1605 nucleotides. The record is from the annotation of a GenBank genome assembly. Lineage: Eukaryota; Viridiplantae; Streptophyta; Magnoliopsida; Brassicales; Brassicaceae.
CAGGAAAGUUUUCAAUGGGCAUCGAUCCUGUUGGAGCGCUAGAGAUUGUGAUUUGGGAAGGGGAAAAGAGGAAAUGGCGUAGCGGACCGUGGAAUUCAGCUAUCUUUACGGGUAUACCGGAUAUGUUCCGUUUCACGAAUUAUAUUUACGGGUUUAAGCUCUCUACUCCGGAUCGAGAUGGUAGCGUGUACUUCACGUAUGUUGCCUCAGAUAGUUCCGAUUUCUUGAGGUUUUGGAUUAGGUUUGAUGGCGUAGAAGAGCAGUUCAGAUGGAAUAAGGAUGCCAAGAACUGGACAUUGCUUCAAUGGAAACCGAGCACGGAAUGUGAGAAUUGCCUUGAUGGGUUUGAGCCUGUUCAUCAGGAUCAAUGGAACAACAAGGAUUUCUCAGGUGGCUGCAAGAGAAGAGUUCCGUUGAACUGUAAUCAGAGUGUGGUUGCGGAUCAAGAAGAUGGGUUUAAGGUACUUAAGGGAAUUAAGGUGCCUGAUUUUGGAUCAGUUGUUUUACAUAACAACUCAGAGACCUGUAAAGAUGUAUGCGCAAGAAACUGUUCGUGUCAGGCUUAUGCGGUUGUAUUAGGGAUCGGAUGCAUGAGUUGGACCCAUGAUUUGAUCGAUAUGGAGCAUUUUGAACGCGGUGGAAACUCUAUAAACAUCCGGCUAGCAAGUUCUGAACUAGGAGGUGGAAAGGAAAAAUCGAAACUUUUGAUAAUUAUUUUCAGUGUUAUUGGUGCAUUCUUGCUUGGAUUAUGCAUUUGGAUCUUAUGGAAGAGGCUUAAAGCUUUCUUGAGGAAGAAGAAAGAUCUUCCAGUUUCUGAUAUCAGAGAGAACAGAGAUCACUCGGUUAAUUCCUCAAGCUCGCCGAUCAAAGUUCUAGUAGGGGAUCAAGUUGACACACCCGAUUUGCCAAUUUUCAGUUUCGAAAGUGUAGCCUCAGCAACAGGAGAUUUCGCUGAAGAAAACAAGCUUGGACAGGGCGGAUUCGACCAGGCCAACACGAUCCGAGUCGUCGGCACAUAUGGUUAUAUGGCUCCGGAGUAUGCAAUGGAAGGGAUAUUCUCAGAGAAAUCAGAUGUGUAUAGCUUUGGAGUGUUGAUAUUGGAGAUUGUGAGUGGAAGAAAAAACCUUAGCUUUCGAGGGUCUGAACAUGGAAGUCUCAUCGGUUAUGCGUGGCAUUUAUGGAGCCAAGGAAAGACAAAAGAGCUGAUAGAUCCAACUGUGAAGGACACUAGAGACGUAACGGAAGCGAUGAGAUGCAUCCACGUGGGGAUGUUGUGUACACAAGACUCGGUCAUGCACCGACCAAACAUUGGUUCUGUUUUGUUGAUGUUGGAGAGUCGAACUAGUCAACUUCCACGUCCGAGACAACCGACCUUCCACUCGUUCUUGAACUCCGGUGAGAUUGAACUCAACUUGGACGGUCACGAUGUUGCAUCGGUCAACGAUGUUACUUUCACAACAAUUGUUGGUAGAUGACUCAUUGACCAUAAGUUAUUAUUCUCUUAUUCUUCCCCUACGCUCUUGGACUAUUCAUUUUGUUUUGAAGUCUUUUCUACAUAGUUUUCAACCUUUGUACAUGAUUAUUGAUUAAAAUUUUCGUUGAAAA